GGCGAGUGUGUUGCAACUUGUCGUGUGCGGUCUUUAAGGAACAACAUGUCGUUGAUGCCGCUGGGCGCAACGGGAGGAAAAGAUCUGCCACGUUUGUUUUUCGUUUCCUUUUUGCGUUUCGUUUUUGCGCUUCUCUUUUUUCGUUUCGUUUUUUCGUUUGUCGCUCGUUUUGCGCAAUCACUUUCGCGCCGGUUUGGGUUCUUGUUUUCGCACAAGUUUUUCUCUAACCAGCUGCAAGGCCAAGCUCUCUCUCUUUGAUUCAACAGUCCCCC
Molecule: messenger RNA, 272 nt
Organism: Williopsis jadinii
Lineage: Eukaryota; Fungi; Ascomycota; Saccharomycetes; Phaffomycetales; Wickerhamomycetaceae
Exons: 2
Coding region: 46-258 (70 amino acids)
Source: RefSeq, a predicted model, not a curated record